This is a messenger RNA of Planococcus citri (citrus mealybug), 9955 nucleotides long. RefSeq lists its product as uncharacterized. The transcript is spliced from 27 exons. Bases 371 to 8419 code for a protein of 2682 amino acids. Gene Ontology annotation, cellular component: nucleoplasm; nucleus. Gene Ontology annotation, biological process: regulation of DNA-templated transcription. The record is from RefSeq and is a predicted model, not a curated record. Gene Ontology annotation, molecular function: histone H3K4 methyltransferase activity; chromatin binding; protein binding. Lineage: Eukaryota; Metazoa; Arthropoda; Insecta; Hemiptera; Pseudococcidae.
AAAAGAAAACUCGUAACAAGCUCGUAACGAACGUAACGGACUGAACUUUUGUGUUUAUUUUUGUGUUUGUUGUUGAAUCUGAAUCUGGUUUUGCGAUUGCAAUUUGCAUGUAUGUAUCGCGAUGAUUGUAUUGUGAAUCUGAAUCGUGUUUUCAGUAGUAAUUUUAAUAAUGUGCAUUUAUGUUGAAGUGUUUUUUUUUAAUGUGUAAUUUUAAAUUAUAAAAUGUGAGCUGAGGUGUUGGAUUAAUACAGCCAUGCGGUUUUAGAACCUUUUCUACUGUAAAACAUCAACUUGGCACGAUGAUAUGUGUCCUAGUACGCGUUCAGAUUGGCAGCGUUUCACACGCUUUGUGAAUUGCGAAUAAUUCAACAUGGAUUUAUAUCGAUUGGAUCCUUCUAUGAGAAAAGGUUUUUCCGAAAGGGCUUCUCAUUUUCAAAGAACUGAUGUAACUUCUGCGGUAUCGCAUCAUGGAGACUUAUCUAAAUUUCCCAGUAGCGACCUUUUGAGUAGUUCUGCUUGGAGUUCAGUUAUUCAUCAACCGGAUCAAGAUUCUGAUCCUGAAGAUCUCCCGUCCACUGUCGAUAUUGAUGCUAUUAAGGAACCUCUUACUCCAGUAAACGCGUCAGCUCAAACACCUGCCGAUCAGCUCCAUGGGGAUAAUCAUUCAUUUGAGUUGAGUGAUGAACAGAAUAUCGGAGAGAGUGGUUCUGACUCUGAUUCCGAUUCGGAAAGUGGAAACAGUGAAAAUGAGAAUGCUGCCAGUGGAGGUGAUUCGGAGAGCUGUAGUGACUCUGACUCCGUUUCGAGCCACCCUAGCUCAAGUAGCAGUAAAGAUAAACCGCCAUCUUCACGUGCUUCGCGUUCUAAUUCACCGAUUUUUGCGCAUAACAGUCAACAACAACAGUUUGCAGUGAGAGAAACGAAUUUUGAGCAGGGUGGCCUUAGAUUAAAAUUUUCUGCGCUGAAACGUCCGAAACAGAAGUUUGGCAACGAUAACGCCGAGAUUUCAUCUGACUCUUCUGAAUCUAAAAUCGAAUGUGAUGGCCGGCUGAAGAAUAAAAAAAUGUUCACUUUUAAAGCGAGGAACGAUAUUAAAAAUAGAUCCGCGUUUUUGGCGAAAAAACAGCCAAAACGUCUUAAUUCGAACGAUAAAGACUCUGGUAGUGACUCUUCAUCAUCAUGUCACACAAGUCCUGAAAAACUGUACAAUCCUUGGAAUCCAAAAGCACGUCUUACUAUGCAAUCAAAUUUUAGAAUAGAAGCUGGCAUCAGCCGUUCGAAAGCCGCAGUAUUAGAUAAAACUUGUGGCAGUGUCGGUAGAGAUACCAAAAACGAAAGAUUGAUUAGCCAUUCAACGAAUAAACAAAAUGAUUUGACUAGAAGUAUGUUUUGGAAUGCUAAAGAGUCAGCAUCCUUUGGUAUAAUGCAUUCUAAAUAUCGUGCUUUAAAUAAAACAUCUUUUGAGUCACCUUCGUUGAAGUUACCUCAGACGUGUAAACUAUCCGAAGAUUCAGACGAAAGUUUAGAUAAUUCCAAAACGUUGUCGAAAAAUGCCAAUAAAAAGGAAAACGAUCGUGACACAAUAGAAAAAUUAGCUCAACAAUUGACUCAACCAGGCAUCGCAACAGAUCAAUUACAAGUAUUGAACGAAGAAGACUUGGCAGCCGUAUUACCAGAUGUGGAAGGCGGUACAAGCGGUGUAGGUGAAUUUGAAUUUGCGGAAGGCAGCGCAGCAGGAAGAAAACGAAUUCAGCCGAGUGCGGAAAACAAAAAAGUCGAUUCAUCGGAUUCGAGUAGCGAUACCGAAAUGUUCCCUAAGCAAAAGCAAAUUGUUAGAGAUGUAAUCAACAGUAUACGUAUUGAUUCGGAUUCUUCCAACGUCAGCGGUGACUCGAACCUCAAGCAUAGAUCAUCAGACGACAAUUCUUCCUCCAAUGACGAACAUGAAAAACGAAAACGGAAUGAAAAGUAUUCAUCGAACUUAUCAGGUCCUCGAAACAAACAAGUUGUUCGUUUGGAUAAAAACAACGUUAAAAAUUCACCAAAAUGGAGUAAAGCUUCUAAUAUUUCAACUUUGAAGGAUAUGAAUGAUAAAAAUGUGGUCACGAAGAAACGUGGAAGACCGCCUAAAAUUAAAACCGUACCAACAACUGAUAUAGAAACGUACGUGCGUCUGGAUUGCUCAGUUUCUAAUGUUUCACCUGACAGUGGUAUCCAGUCUAAUGCUGGAUCUCCUUCAUAUCAUACUUUGCCUUCUUCAUCAAGGACGAUGCAUAAUCAGAAUUUGCGUUCCACCGGAAACAAACUCGCCUCCGUGUCUUCAAAAUCGUUAAGCUUAACGCGAAAAGCAGUAUUAUCGGCUUCAAAAAAGAAAAAUAUGAAGGAAAUUAAUACAACUCGGGAGGCCGGUAAAGCUGUCACUUCCCAAUUCUAUAAAAGCAAAGGUGAAGUGGAAAAGAAAUCAACGUUAGCUCAAAAGCAAACAGUCCGUUCGAAGACGACCAAUGAAAUUAUAAGAACAUCGGCCCGCUUCGAUACAAAAAUUCUGCAAUCCGCACCCAGUGCGGAUCUAUCUCAUUUGCUUAAGCACCGAGCUGAAAUAGAAAAGAAAUCUGCGUUAACCGUGAAGCAAGUAGCACGUACGAAGGCGAUCAGCGAUUUUGUUGAAACACCCUCUUAUUUCGGUCCAAAGCUUUCACAAACUGCGUCAAAUAUGGAUGCUAUGCAUAGUGAUUUAACGUUAUUCCAAGGCAAAAGAGGUCCGGGCAGACCAAAAAAACUAGUUCCCGCCAAGGUGAAUGGCAAAACAAAAUCUGAGAAGACACUGCCUUUUGAACUAGACGGACCGUACGAAAAAGCUAAUUAUCCUAUACAGAAACCUUCAAUUGGUUCGUCCGAUGAUUACAAAACCAACUCAAAGAAAUUGAAAUACUUUGGCUCUGUCGAUAUGUGUUUAGAAGGUAAAAAAAACAAUAAAAAAAGAAAAUCUAAUCUCGCACCGGUUUUGUAUGAAUCUUUGACGCCUCCUGUCUCUCAAAAAAUGCCUUUGUGUCCUGUCCGGAUGGAGUGGCUACGUAAGCAUAAGAAACGCAAGAAGAAAGAUAGCAAAGAAAAAAACGUUAACACGGAAGUAAUGAAGAUGAUUGAUGAUUUAAUCGAUACGUUCGACAAGAAAUGCAUUAUUGAAGAAAGAAAAAUAUCUAAACUUACUCAUCGGUCAAAAGAUAAGCCGAAGAAGAAGAAAAAUAUGGAAAAAGUGAAGCAUAGUGAUAAUGAAUUUGAGUUUGAACCUGUCCCACCUGCUUCAGUUACCACAAAUAUUGCCUGUAAUAAACGAAGAAAUAAGAAAAGUGCCAUUGAAACCCCGAAAGUGUCGCAUACCAGCGAACAAAGGUUACCAUUAAAAAAACGUCAUUACCAUGUAUCCGCAUCUUCGAUUACCAGCAAUGGUCACCAGAAUAAUGGUGAAAGCAAGAACCGGACUGAAAAACAGUUGCUUUCGUAUUCGAACGAAACUGUGUCCCUGUUACCAAUCAGUACUGAAAAUGUUGUGAAAAUCAAUGAAAAUGUAAAAUCAAAAGUGGACGGCCUGAAAACAUCAUCAAAAUCAGACACCCAAAAAUUUGUAUCAAAGAGUGAAGACGUCAAAUCAACAACAAAACUAGAAUCAAACAAAACAUCCAUGAAAGUUGACUCGUUGAAAGUUUCAUCCAAAGAUACGAUCAAAAAUCUGCCUAAAAACGAACUGCUCAGAGGUUCUAACAAAUCUGAUUAUCGUAAAGUACCUGCCAAAGUUGUCAAUCAGCAUCCUAGUAGAAGUGAACCGAACAAAAAAAGUAAACUAGAUUCUGGCAAAGAUGAACCCGAUGUAAUGGGUAGUAACAAUAAUGCUGACAAUGUUACCAUGGUGGUCACUCCGAACAAAAAAUCCCGAACUGUUGAAGAGAAAAAAACUACUAGAAGCGCAGUCACAAAAGAAUUAUUGCCAUUCUUGCCUCUCAGAAGGUCUGGCAGGAGUGUCGCCAAGAAAGAAGAGUCAACCUCACCGGAUAGGAAAUCAAAAUCUAAUCAAAAAAACAAAGCGGUUAGAAAUAAGAACGAAGUUGAAAUUGAUACUAAUUGUGAUGUCAAUUGUAAUAGAAGUUCCAAACGAUCCGAAAUGAUGAGUAAGGCUGACUCUACCAAUACUUCUGAAGGUAGCGUUUCUGCAAAUGGUUUAAUUUUGAAAAAAGAACAAGUUGCACUGUCGGUUGUUGAUUCGAACAACACGAAUAAUGACAAAGAAAUUGCUAGUGAAAAGAUUUUGAACGUUGGUAAUCUCGGCAACGUUACGAACACCCCAGUAAAGCUUCAAACUAACAACAAACCUCAACUCAUCACACCGUUGCCUUCGGAACCUGUACAGCAAAAUACUUCUGCAGCUACUUUAAAGCCACCAGCAGGAGUUUUCGAGCCUUCGAGAAAAUUACCCACUUCUGUGUCUAAACCAAAGAAAUCUUCUAUAGACGACGUUCUGUCAAAAUUGAAAGAAAAACUCAAGGAUUUGGACUCACCUUCAAAAAACACGACGACGUUGAUCGAGAAAAUCGGAGUAGUUAAAAAUGAUGUUAUAGAUAGCACAAAUAGCGAUCGUAAUCUUAGAUCUAAACGUCCAAGCACCGAAAAUGAUGUGACUGCUAAAAAAAGUAAAAUGUGCAAAGAUAUGAGCAUUCGGUUGCGUAAACUGUCUAAUAGCGAAUUGAUCAACAGCGGUAUUGCCACGGCCGAAGUAAAACCAAAAUUGAAGCGUCGAAAGACUAUAAACCGAACAGGAUUCCCUAUCAAGAAGAAAAAGAAACGAAGUAAAAUCGACACCGAAUCGAUUCUAAGUAUCAAUACAGACGAAGACAUUUAUUGCAACUCGUUAACAGAAGACGAAAAGACUGAUACCAAAGAUGAAAACAAUAUUGCAGAAAUCUACUUGGCAGGAAAAGUGAAAAACGAAUUAAUCGAGGAUCAAGGACAUAAGAGUCAAACUACCAACAGCUCCGUUCUUCUACGUUCUGCUGACAGCGAUGUCAGAGUGAAAAGCGAAGUGAUGAGUGAAGAUGAAAUCGUUGAAGUUGAAAAUUUGCGGCCGUCAAUCAAAAACUCCAAAAAGAAACUCACAAAACAGCUAGAUAUACCCAAUAGAGUUCUUUCAUCCCGCUGCAGUGCUCGGAUUUACAUCAAGCAACAAAUACGAGCCAGAGAGAUGAAAAAAUCGAAGAAAAAAACCGUUAAGAAAUCUAAAGUAAAAAAAGUAUUAAAGUCUCGAGCCAAUGAAAAAAUCCGAAAACCAGUUCCAACAAAGUUACUCGAACCCAGAACGUGUAAACAGAAAUAUCUUUCUGAAAAUGGUCUUAAGGAAGAAACACGCAUGAAAAAUGACAGCAAUAAGGAUUCGAAGAGUAGAGAAGAAACUGAUAGAGAAGAAUUCAGCGACUCCGAUUCCGUAAAAUAUCAAAGUUUGAAGAAGAUCGAAAUACCUAAAUGGAAGAAAAAGUAUUACAUUGCGGGGUUGUUUUCUGAUUCUUACAAAGAAGAGAAACAGAACCUUGGAGACGCGAAGAAUCGAUCCAAUUAUAAAGAAGAAGACCAUCCUCACGGCUUGUUACCACCUUCUGCUUACGCUAAUGAUUACGUACGCGAAAGGAGAGUCGACUUUAAACUACCUUACGAUUUAUGGUGGCAGCAUUCGCACAAUCAAUUGCCUGGAAGAGAUGAUGUGGUUCAUUCUUGGAAUUACAAAAAAAUACGAACUAACGUGUACUACGAUGUAAAACCAACGUACAUGUACGAAGCUCAAGCUUGUAGUUGUAAAAUACCUACAGAAAAAGAUGAACUUGGAUGUGGUGAGGACUGCAUUAAUCGUUUAGUUUACGCCGAAUGUUCUCCUGAACUUUGCCCUUUGAAGCAAAAAUGCUCCAAUCAAAAGAUACAGAAACACGAAUGGUCCCCGAAAUUGGUGAAAUUCAUGACUCAAGACAAGGGUUGGGGAGUGAAAACGAAAGAAGCCAUCAAGAACGGCGAAUUCGUCUUGGAAUACGUUGGUGAAGUUGUCACCGAUAAAGAAUUCAAGAAACGCAUGACAUCGUUGUACAAAAAUGAUAUUCAUCAUUAUUGCCUCAAUCUAGACGGUGGCUUAUUAAUCGAUAGUCAUCGUAUGGGUGGAUUUGGUCGUUUUGUGAAUCAUUCGUGCGAACCGAAUUGCGAAAUGCAAAAGUGGAGUGUGAACGGUCUAUUUCGAAUGGUGUUGUUUGCAUUACGCAAUAUUGAAGCAGGGGAAGAAUUAACGUACGAUUAUAAUUUUGCCUUAUUUAAUCCGGCAGAAGGACAGCCUUGUUUAUGCGGAUCUUCCAAGUGCCGUGGAGUUAUCGGCGGAAAAUCUCAGCGUGUUCCACUCAACAACGUUAAUAAUCCUUCUAAGAACGACCCGGCCAGUAGUACCACUUCAAAUGCUACAUCUAACGCUGACAAAAAAUCGAAUAGACUAAGGCCUCGAAAACAAAUACGCAAAAGCACGAAAGUUGAAAGCAGGCAAAAUCAGAGGAGAGAUUCAGUUGCCAGCAGCAAUAGUAUUGGUAUAUUACCUCAACGCAAUGCCUACAAUUUAACGCCUGUCAAAUUACUGACGUCGGAAGAAAAGAAAAUCGUGUUGAAUUUCCACGUAUUUCUGAUUCGUAAUUUGACCAAGAUUCAACAUUUCCGAGAAAAGCUGUUACAAAAUGCUAACAACAAAGAGAAUGCAAACAACUUGAAUCUGAAUUGUUUGGAAGACGCUGCUGCCAAAGAAUCGGCCGUUUUUGUUACUCAUUUCAACGCUUUAUCUACGCAAAGAGGUAUUACAACACGACGUUUAGCUCAAGCCCAAGAUAACCCCGAAGUGACGAAGAUAGCUCUUCUUGCGAAAGUUUUUCGAACCAUUUUCAACGAUAUGGUUUCUGCAAAAGACGAAAAAGGACAACCGUUCAGUUCACUUUUCAUGACAUUGCCUUCGAAGAGAAAACUUCCGAUGUACUACCAACGUAUAAGUGAUCCUAUAGAUCUGACUACUAUCGAGAAAAACAUCAUUACCGGAAUGUACAAAAACGUCGAACUCUUUGACAAAGACAUGAAAAAACUGAUCGCCAAUAGCGUUAAAUAUUAUAAAAGAACUUCGGAUUACGGAAUCGCAGCUGUUAGAUUAAGAAAAGAGUACAAUAUAUCGAAAUUGAAGCAUGUCGAUGAACUAAAGGAAAUCGUCGGAGAAUCAAUGCCACCGACGUUUAUGCCUGGUCAAGAGGAUCCUGGUUGGUGUGAUGAAGAAGAAGAUGUAAUCAGAUGUAUUUGCGGAUUCUAUAAAGAUGAAGGUGUUAUGAUACAAUGCGAAAGAUGUCUGGUGUGGCAGCAUUGCGAUUGCGUCAAAGGCGACCCGAAUGCUGAAUAUUAUUUAUGCGAGAGAUGCAAUCCUCGAGAACUCGAUUACGAUAUACCUCUCGAUAGUGUACCUGAAUACGCACAACCAGGAGAAAAGCAUUAUCUAACUUUAAUGAGAGACAAUUUACAAAUUAAGCAAGGUGAUACGGUUUACGUACUGAGAGAUAUUUUCAAUCCCGAAACUAAGACUAGGCAUACGUUCAAAACGAUUAAAAACUUCACAUUUGACGACUGUGAUAUUUUCCGUGUGGAGAGAUUAUGGAUAAAUGAAAAAGGGGAAAGGAUGUCAUUCGGACAUCACUAUCUGCGUCCUCAUGAAACUUACCAUGAACCAACGAGACGAUUUUUCACUAAUGAAGUUGUCCAAAUCCCUUUAUACGAAGCGGUACCUUUGGAUUUAAUUAUGGGACAGUGUUACGUUCUGGGUUUAUCAACCUAUCGUAAAGGUCGGCCGAUUGAUUCAGAUCCUGAACAUAUUUACAUUUGCGAAUACAGAGUGGAUAAGCAAGCCAGAGUAUUUUAUAGACUACCUACUUCCAAACAACCCAAAGUGUGCACCAAAAAUUACGCUUUUGAUACUUUCGAUAUCCCAUUAAAGCCUGUUCGAACGUAUGCGCCACACGGUGAAGUAAAACUUUCAUCUAAUACGUCUACGUUGUCAUCGAGUUCAAAAACAUCAGUCAACAAUUCAAAAGUUCGUGGGCCGAAAGUUGAAGAAUCGACCAUCGUUAGUUCUGAGAGUAGUCGUGUGUUGCUGGACAGCGCUACAGAAAACUCCUGUAGCAGUAUAAAAAUUGACGAAGAUGAUUUACCGCUGUCACAAUUAAGAGACUCUAAACAUGAAAAACAAAAGCAACGUCUCAAUUCAAUACUGUUGAAACUAUUGGCUAAAAAAUCGUCUACAAAGGCACCUCUAGAUGCGUCUUACUUGUUAGAUUUAGGAAGAAGAAAUCGUAAAAAACCAGAACUUUUUUCUACUUGAGUGCAGUGUACACUGUACAGGUUGAUUUUUACGGUGGUGAUGAUAAUUUAUUUAAUGUUGUGUAUGUUUUAUAUACUUACCUAUGUUUGUUUGUUUUAGUUGAGUUUACUAGGGUACUGGUUACUGGUUAGUUAUUGAAUGUCAGAUUCGUUUUACACGAGGUGAAUUAUUACUGUGAUGUUGAUGUGUAAAUCAUGUAAAUUUAAAUUGAAAAAAAAAUCUAAAGUGUUUUUGAUGUAUGACAUCUUUGUAUUCUAUAAAAAAUGUACCGGUUUUUUAUCGAAGCAACGAAAGGGACUUCAGCAUUACUGUUUGGUCGCGUUGCUAUAAACGUUGUCUUAUUUAUAAUUGUUUUUUAAUGUAUUCUUAUUUUAAUUAGUGUUACUAACUUUAUCAAGUUGGAUGUUCGUUUUUGUACGAUUGAGUAACUAGUUUUUCAGUCAGAUUUAUUAUGUUUCAAUUAGGUGUAAACAUCUCAAACUUCUCUCCUUUUUUAAAAUAUUUUUUUUGUAAACGCGUCAUCAUUGCUGAUCUGAUAUCUCUUGAAGUGAAUUUUUAUGCAUUUUUUUCUUGUAAUUUUUAAUCAUGAUUUCAUGUCCCUUAUUUUAUUUUAAUUUUUCAACUAUCGUGUUGAUGUGAAUAUUUCUCGCUAGAUCAAAUUUUUGUCACAAUAAUCGAGUAUUAGCAGGGGUUACAUAAUCCCAUUGUUGUAACUUAAUCUUUGAGAUGUUUGUUCAUUGAAAGUGUUCGCGCUUUUAGAUUUUACAUUGUGAUUUUUUUUUCGGUUUAGUUGUGCUUCAAUACCAUUUUAACUGUUAUUGUUUUGUCAUCUGUUCCAAAAAUCAAUUUUUAUAUCAGCCGGUUUUCUCCUCAACUGCCUUAUCUGAAUUCCAGUUUUAUGUUUUUAUCUUCUUUUCUAAAGCUUUCACCUUCCAAUAUUUAUGUACUUUUUCUCGUUGGGAGUAUUUUUAGUAAAUAAUUUUUUUCGUUUUGAAAAAUUGAAAUGAUGAAAAAAACUGAUACGUGCCUUAAUGCAAUAUGAAAAACUAUUUUUUUAUAUUCUGAAAAGUUUAUUUUAUUACUUAUAAUCAAAUUUUGAAUAUGUAAUAUAAUUUUAGCUGUACUUGAUAGAUAUUUUUUUAAUGAACCAUUUUCCCUCAUGAUUAUGUAUCAACGCGUGUACCUUAUAUUAUAGUAAUUUGUUUCUUUUUCUUUCUCUCUCAAUUUUUUGCUUGAAAAUUGUCAACUUAUUGUCUGAUUACUUUUAUUUCUUUUUUUUUUUGUAAAUUUUCAAAAACAUGACAUGAAAUGUUUCAUUUUUAAUGUAUGAAAUAAAUGUGUGUUUUCAAUAACUUAACAUAAUUGUUAUAAUUUUGUAUAAUUAUCUGCCUCACUUCAUCUGCAAGGAAUCAAAAUUCGGCGAAUAAACUACUUUUCGCCGAAAUUUUUUUUUUUUCUGCAGGUCGUUUUCGAAAUAUUCAAGAUUUUGAAUGAUUUUAAUCACUCAACUCUUAAGCAAUAUUUUCGAUCCUUUCA